Molecule: messenger RNA, 3712 nt
Organism: Cryptomeria japonica (Japanese cedar)
Lineage: Eukaryota; Viridiplantae; Streptophyta; Pinopsida; Cupressales; Cupressaceae
Product: probable LRR receptor-like serine/threonine-protein kinase At1g56130
Exons: 24
Coding region: 256-3360 (1034 amino acids)
Biological process (GO): protein phosphorylation
Molecular function (GO): ATP binding; protein kinase activity; protein binding
Source: RefSeq, a predicted model, not a curated record
GACACAUAAUAAAAUUAAAAUAAUGUACUUUGAAAAGUCUCUGAAAGGCAUAGAGAUCGAGUUUAUCUCUUUUGACUCUUUCAAGUUUUGUCCUAAAUGGAACAGCCAUGCUUACACUGAAUUCAAUUUCAUCUCAAUAGUCUGCAUUAAAUUUCUCUUCAUGAAUUCUGUCUAUAUAAUUCAAGUAUUGAGGAGUUUAUACAAGCUCUGAUAUCUUGAGAAGCGCAAAAACACAACAUUAAUUUUGUCUCCACCAUGUCAAAGAUUGAAGUCUCGGCUUCAUCAUUUUGGGUUCUAUGUAUUGUUUACGGUAUUGGAUAUUUGCUACAGGCGGCUCAAGUAGUAGCAGUCACAGAUCCUAUUGAAGUUGCUGCAAUAAGAUCAAUUUCUGAGAAGUGGAGUAUUGAAUCAUCUGCAAAUUGGAACCUCACAGAUCCAUGCUCUGGCGUAGCCAAUUCUACUACAGAUAUUCAAACUCUAAAUCCUGGCAUCAAGUGUGACUGCUCAGGAGCCCUAUGCCAUGUUACACAAAUGAAGGUUUAUUCAUUGGACAAAACAGGAGAGCUUCCUGAAGAACUGGUUAAUCUGACUUACCUCUUCGAUUUGAACUUGAACCAGAACUAUUUUAGCGGCCGCAUUCCUGCUUUCUUGGGGAACCUUACCAAGAUGCAAUACUUGGCCCUUGGCAUUAAUAAUUUUUCUGGUCCUGUACCAAAGGAGCUUGGAAAUCUUCGGAACCUGAUAGUAUUGAGCUUUUCAUCAAACAGUCUUAAUGGAACAUUGCCGUUAGAGCUUGGUAACCUGACUAAAUUGGAACAACUGUAUAUUGAUAGUGCUGGAAUAUCUGGAGAGAUUCCAAGCACUUUCAGAAAUCUAAAGAAAUUGAAGACAGUAUGGGCAUCUGAUAAUCUACUUUCAGGUGCAAUACCUGAUUUCAUUGGAAACUGGACUGAUCUUACUGAAUUGAGGCUUCAGGGAACUGCUCUCGAGGGUCCAAUUCCUUCAAGCUUCUCCAACUUAACCUCUUUGAAAACUCUAAGAAUAAGUGAUUUAACUUCAAGUGUCACAUCAUUGACAUUCUUACAAGGCUUGAAGAAUUUAACUCAACUAGUCUUGAGAAACAACCAGAUUUCUGGCAUAAUCCCUUCAUAUGUUACGGAAUUAAGUAAACUGCAGCACUUGGAUUUGAGUUUUAAUAAUUUCACAGGAGAGUUCCCUACUUCACUUCAAAAUUUGAGCUCUUUGAUAUUCUUGUUUCUUGGAAAUAAUAAUCUGUCUGGGAAGCUUCCUUCCCAAAUGAGUUCAUCCAUUAAAUACAUAGAUCUAUCUUACAAUCAAUUUUCAGGAAUUCUUCCAACCUGGUCCAAUGACACAACUUUGAAAGUAAAUCUAGUAGGAAAUUACUUGGAAAUAAAUGAGACAAAUAAUGGACUUGCCUCAAGCACAUUGGCUUGCCUCCAACGGACUUUUCCUUGUAAUAAAGGAGCUCCACGCUAUUCUCAAUUUGCAAUAAACUGUGGCGGCUCACAAAUGACUUCCCAGCUAAACAAUGUUUAUGAAAGUGACAAUGAAAUACUUGAUGCUGCCUCAUUUUACGUGAGUAGUGAUACACAAAAGUGGGGAGUAAGUAACACUGGAAAUUUUCUGGACAGUUCUGCACAGAAUUUUACAGAAUCGAGUCAAUCUCAAUUCACAAAUACAUUAGAUACAGAACUCUACCAAACGGCACGUUUAUCUCCCAGUUCACUAAGGUACUAUGGUUUGGGGCUUGAAAAUGGACAAUAUACAGUAAAGCUACAGUUUGCUGAAAUAGAUAUUCUAGACACACCGAGCUGGAAGAGUCUUGGAAAACGCAUUUUUGAUGUUUCUGUUCAGGGGAAUAAAGUAUUAACAAAUUUCAACAUCCAAAAGGAGGCAGGAGGUUCAUUCAUAGCAGUUGACCGAUCUUUCAAGACAAAUGUGACUGAAAAUUUUCUUGAAAUUCAUUUUUUCUGGACCGGGAAGGGAACAUGCUGUAUUACAAAACAAGGAACCUAUGGACCUUUAAUAUCAGCCAUUAGUGUUACACCUGACUUCAAUCCUACUGUUUCGAAUAAGCCACCUUCUAAAUCCCCUCCGAAGAAAAUCAAGACUGGAGCAGUGAUUGGAAUUGUUUUUGGGGGUGUGGUUGCUGUUUUGACAUGUCUCGUGUUUAUCAUUUUGUGGCGAAGGAAAGUCAGAAAGUCCUUAGAGGCACGUGGUCAGGAACAAGAAGCACUUAAAGGAAUUCACACAAAACCAAACAUUUUCAGCUAUGCUGACUUGAAGAAUGCAACAAAUGAUUUUCAUGAAGAAAAUAAGUUGGGCCAGGGAGGAUUCGGUACAGUUCAUAAGGGCAUUCUUCCAGAUGGUAAAUUGGUAGCAGUGAAGCAAUUGUCAUCUGAAUCUAAGCAAGGAAAGCGCGAAUUUAUAAAUGAAGUGGCUGCAAUAUCUGCAGUGCAACAUAGGAACCUUGUUAAAUUGCACGGAUGCUGUGUAGAAGGAGAACAUCGUAUUUUGGUCUACGAAUGUCUGGAAAACAACAGUCUUGCACAAGCUUUAUUUGGGAAUAAAAUAUCUGAAAUAAACCUGGACUGGCCUACUCGGUUUAACAUCUGUAUUGGGACUGCACGUGGGCUUGCUUACCUUCAUGAGGAGUCCAGCGUCCGAAUAGUGCAUCGAGACAUCAAAGCCAGUAACAUCUUGUUGGAUAACUCUCUGAACCCUAAGAUUGCAGAUUUUGGGUUGGCUAAGCUAUUUGAUGAAACCAGAACUCAUAUCAGUACCAGAGUUGCUGGCACAAUAGGAUAUAUGGCUCCGGAGUAUGCAAUGCGAGGUCACCUCACAGAAAAGACUGACGUUUUCAGCUUUGGGGUUGUUGCUUUAGAAGUGGUGAGCGGCAGGAGUAAUUCAGACACAUCUUUGCCACAAGAGAGUGUCUAUCUUCUGGAAUGGGCCUGGCAACUGCAUGAGCAAAAGAGACUGCUGGAAUUGAUGGAUCCUAAACUAGAAUCAACAUACAUAGAAGAUGAAGUUCUCAGAGUUAUUGCAGUAGCCCUCCUUUGCACACAAGCUUUGCCUGCAAUGCGCCCAUCAAUGUCUCGAGUGGUAGCAAUGCUGACUGGUGAUGUAGAGGAAAUUCCUGUUGCUUCUCGCCCUGGUUACAUCACAGAUUGGCAGUACAACAACCAUUUGGCUGCUCAAGAUCCUGGAAGCACAUCUAUUGCGCUAACACCACAGCAGAGAAGUAGAGACAUCACGCUGCCUGAUACAUUGUUCUCGCAUGAAAAUGAGGAAAUGACUUCAUCAAUGGUCCACAAGGCUUUAGGAGAUGGCCGAUGAAUACCAAACUCAAGAAACAAUAUGGAGACCUUGUACUUGCUAAUGUCCCGCAUCUUGUUGUGACUAGAUUUAAAUGUAAUAUAGUAGUUCUCUUACUCAUAAACUCCCAUGCCAGUAUCUACAAUUGACCUCCACCGUAUCCCACAUCUGCAAGUGAUUAUAAUGCAAGUUAAUCUUGAAAUUGUGAGUAGGGAUACAAUUGGUGGUUUUAAUGUUUAUUGUCCUAGUAUAUUAUGUGACAUGUUCGAUGUUUAUUGUGCAGUAGUUUAUUGGUAAGUGUUGUGGAUGAGUUUUCUUCGUGUAUAUAUGAUAUGAGAGAUUGAAUAAAAUUUGAAAUUUCAGGUUUGCUUUC